Molecule: messenger RNA, 561 nt
Organism: Endocarpon pusillum Z07020
Lineage: Eukaryota; Fungi; Ascomycota; Eurotiomycetes; Verrucariales; Verrucariaceae
Exons: 1
Coding region: 1-561 (186 amino acids)
Source: RefSeq, a predicted model, not a curated record
AUGGCAACCACCCCAAGCACCCACAGCCCAACCUCCUCAAUCACAUCCUCUCGCUCCUCCUCUCCUACAUACCGACUCUUCCCGCACGCUCCUCAACCUUCGUCUCGUCCCAGACACAUCUCUCUUCUACAAAUCGAUUUCCAACAACAACAGCAACAACAGCAGCAGCAGCAGCACAUAUCUAUCCAACCAACCCAAAGUCCUUCGACUACCACCCAUCAGCGCAACUUCUCCCGGCCACACUACCACAGACGUCAUACCACAAUUUCUAAAACUCAAUCACCCACUACAAGCACAAGCACAACAACAAGAACACACAGCCACCUCACAAACUCAAUUGAGCGCGCCACCCUCCCCAUGCUCGCCCAUCUAAAUCAACAACUCAACCUCGCCCGCCUCGAGUCCGAAAGGGACAGAGUGAGACGUCAAAUCCAGCGCCAGGAGACGGUAAUGACGUUGAGUGGGUUGUUGAAGGAUUGGGGUGAGGAAGAGGAGCGUUCUUGGUGGUCGGAUGAUUCGGAUGAUGAAUCUGAAGGGAAUGAUGAAGGAUGGGAGGUUUAG